AUGUCUUACUGCGUCGGUUUUGAGAAGGAGUGUAUUGUUGAUGAUGCUACAAACGCAAUCACUAUCCAGAGCGUAAUCACCUCAUGUUCCGACCUAAAUCCUCUUUCUCGCUUCGACCCUGGACAAGCUCUUCUUGCAGCAGCCGAAGGAGCCGGUGGCACGACGGAAACGGCAUGGCCCGGCUACCUAAGUGAUGACUUUCUAGCUUUGGUGCCCACAACCCAGGCCAUGGCUUUGCUGUUCAUACUGGGCACAUGCGCCGUCGCAGUAUCAAUUGUUCUUCGCCUGAGUACUGUUCGCUAUAUCUGGCAGCCUCCAGUACCUCAAAGCCCUGCGAAUGGGGUUGACCCUCCUCCCAGCUAUCCAGCUUACCCGGGAUCUCCAUCCUCGGACAUACCUCCAUCAAAACUGCAAUUGAUGAACUUCAUAACAAGCACCAUUCUGCUCACCUUUGCCUCGAUUAUCGCGACUGUGAUCUCUACCCAAUUUGUUUCUCUAAUCUCUCGAAGUGGAAGCCCCAUCAUAUCAGCCGAAUCUAACGGUAGGUUUUUGGGAAUGGCGUGGUCUGCUGUAGCCAUCCAAGCCCUUCUCACAGCCGACGCACUAGCUGCUCUACUACGUUACAGAGCUCGCCAUUGCCGCUGUGACUGGGAAGAACUGCCUGCAGCACCAGUGCCAGAAGCCAAGCGACUCGUUUCCGGUUAUGACUAA
Penicillium soppii is the source of this 711-nucleotide messenger RNA. RefSeq lists its product as uncharacterized. Lineage: Eukaryota; Fungi; Ascomycota; Eurotiomycetes; Eurotiales; Aspergillaceae. Bases 1 to 711 code for a protein of 236 amino acids. The transcript is spliced from 2 exons. The record is from RefSeq and is a predicted model, not a curated record.